Molecule: messenger RNA, 701 nt
Organism: Gongylonema pulchrum
Lineage: Eukaryota; Metazoa; Nematoda; Chromadorea; Rhabditida; Gongylonematidae
Source: the annotation of a GenBank genome assembly
AUGCCGACUGCGGAUAAUGUAUUCCGGCGGUUUGAAAUUGAACUGCACGCGGGCCGUGAGCCGGUGUUUCAUGGUGGCGAGCUGAUCACCGGCAAUCUGAAAAUUGAACUGAAACAACCGAUGACAAUACAGGCUAUUAAGCUACAGUUUAAAGGACGCGCCGCAUGCACAACCAGCGAUUCCUCGAAAGGUGCAGAGAUUGAAAAGGUAUAUUUCGACAAAGAUUUUACACUGCUAGAACGGCCACCGGGCAGGCCGGAGCCCGGACACUUCCCGUGGAUUGCUGAUUUCCUGUACAGCCUGCCUUUCGAGUGUCCGCUACCAAUUGGUUGUCCAACUUCGUACGAAAAUCCUCACGGCUUCAUCCGUUACUUCAUUCGUGCUACUGUUGUUGAAGAGGCUAAAGCCGAAUCGCGUGAAUACGUAGCCAAGAAGCCGCUCUCGGUAAUCGCUCCAGUGGAAUCGCUGGCAGAAGCGAGCAGUCAUCCGGUGGGCGCCUCCGAAACAGUAUCAUUUGGAGGCUGCUGCUGCCGUGGAAAGCUAACUGCCGAUGUGCAGAUACCGAAAUCUGCGUAUGCACCCGGUGAAGCAGUGAUCGGCUCAAUAAAAAUCGAUAACCGACACCCAAGGCAUAUCGUCGAUCAAGUAAAACUUCUUUUAUACAUGUCAUACCUACGGUUUUUAUGCGUUUUUGCAUAAUA